Lathyrus sativus (Indian pea) is the source of this 2199-nucleotide messenger RNA. The record is from the annotation of a GenBank genome assembly. Lineage: Eukaryota; Viridiplantae; Streptophyta; Magnoliopsida; Fabales; Fabaceae.
AUGAAGAGAAGAACAUCCAUCAUCACCUAUCUCCACCGUUUCCAUCAAUAUCAUUUUCCCUCUGCCACCACCGCCGCCACCUUCUCAACAACUCCCCGCCCUUUUCCCGACUACUCUCCACGAAACCCUUCCGUCACAGACACCGACCUCAUCCGCCACGUCACUACAACCAUCAAACAAUGCCGUUUACAACCCUUCCGCCGCGUUCUUAAACCUUACGAAUCACGCUUCAAACCAAGUCAUCUUAUUUGGGUUCUCAUCAACAUAAAAGACGAUUACCAACUCGUCUUAAACCUCUUCAACUGGGUUAAAUCCCGUUCACAACAACAACUUCACCCCACUUUGGAAUCACUUUGCAUUGUUGUUCAUAUAGCUGUUGCAUCAAACAACAUCCAAACUGCUAAACGACUUGUUUUUGAGUUCUGGGCUACGCCGCGGUUGGAUGUUUCCAAGUCUUUUGAUGUUUUUUCUGAGAGGUUGAUAUAUACUUAUAAAGAUUGGGGCUCACACCCUCUUGUUUUUGAUGUGUUCUUUCAAGUGUUGGUAGAAACUGGGUUUGUUUUACAAGCUGAGAAACUUUUCCAUAAGUUGUUAGGAUAUGGUGUUAUUGUGAGUGUAGAUUCUUGUAAUUUGUUUCUGUCUAGAUUGUCUUGCAAUUUUGAGGGGAUUAAGAUUGCAGUUAAGGUGUUUGAAGAAUUUCCUGAAUUGGGUGUUUGUUGGAAUACUGUUUCGUAUAACAUUGUUCUUCAUUGUCUCUGUCAAUUGGGGAAGGUGAAAGAAGCACAUAACCUGCUUGUACAAAUGGAGCAUAGAGGGAAUUUUCCUGAUGUUGUUAGUUAUGGUGUUGUUACUAGUGGAUAUUGUAAAAUUGGAGAGCUUGACAAGGUUUUGAAGCUUGUGGAUGAGUUAAAGAGAAAGGGGUUGAAACCUAAUGAAUACAUUUUCAAUAACAUAAUUGUACUACUUUGUAAGAAUGGUCAAGUGGUUGAAGCGGAGCAAGUAAUGAGAGAGAUGAGAAAAUGUGGUGUUUUUCCUGAUAAUGUAGUGUAUACGACUCUCAUCAGCGGUUUCUGCAAGUCUGACAAUUUUUCUGUUGCGUGCAAACUGUUUGAUGAAAUGAGACAUAAGAAAAUAGUUCCUGAUUUAGUGACAUAUACUUCUGUGAUUCAUGGGAUUUGUAAGACUGGAAAGAUGGUUGAAGCUCGCAAAAUGUUUAAUGAAAUGUUCGUGAAAGGGCUGGAGCCGGAUGAAGUUACUUAUACGGCACUUAUGGAUGGAUAUUGCAAGGCCGGUGAAAUGAAUGAGGCUUUCUCCAUUCACAACCAGAUGGUUCAGAAGGGUCUGACCCCUAAUGUUGUCACUUAUACUGCGUUGGUUGACGGCCUUUGUAAGAACGGAGAGAUUGAUGUAGCGAAUGAGCUUCUUCAUGAAAUGUCUAGAAAGGGACUUCAACCGAAUGUCUGCACCUAUAACACGAUCGUAAAUGGUCUUUGUAAGAUAGGAAAUAUAGCACAAGCAGUAAAACUUAUGGAAGAAAUGGAUCUGGCAGGGUUUUAUCCCGACACAAUUACAUACACUACACUCAUAGAUGCAUAUUGUAAGAUGGGGGAAAUGGCCAAGGCACACGAGUUGCUGCGAGUUAUGCUCGAUAAAGGACUUCAUCCUACAAUUGUUACAUUCAAUGUGUUAAUGAAUGGGUUUUGCAUGUCAGGGAUGUUGGAAGAAGGUGAAAGGUUAAUAAAAUGGAUGUUAGAGAAGGGUAUAAUGCCAAAUGCUACAACAUUCAAUUCUCUUAUGAAGCAGUACUGCAUUAGCAAUAACAUGCGUAAAACUACUGAGAUUUACAAGAGUAUGCACGCUCGAGGAGUGAUGCCAGACAGUAACACCUAUAAUAUUUUGAUUAAAGGGCAUUGUAAGGCUAGAAACAUGAAAGAGGCAGGGUACCUGCAUAAAGAAAUGGUUGAAAAAGGAUUUAGUGUUACAGCCGCUUCCUAUAAUGCUCUUAUAAGAGGUUUCUAUAAGAGAAAGAAAUUUCUGGAAGCUAGGAAGCUAUUUGAGGAGAUGAGAACACAUGGCUUGGUUGCUGAGAAAGAUUUAUAUGAUAUUUUUGUCGAUGUGAACUAUAAAGAAGGGAAUUGGGAAAUCACUCUUGAGCUUUGUGAUGAAGCAAUUGAGAAAUGUCUUGUUAAGGAAACUUAG